This is a messenger RNA of Acaromyces ingoldii, 891 nucleotides long. RefSeq lists its product as hypothetical. Lineage: Eukaryota; Fungi; Basidiomycota; Exobasidiomycetes; Exobasidiales; Cryptobasidiaceae. The record is from RefSeq and is a predicted model, not a curated record. The transcript has 2 exons. The coding region runs from base 273 to 599 and encodes 108 amino acids.
CCUAUACGGGCCCGAGGAUGGACAAUGGAAAGGCUGCUGUGGACCUCACAAGGUCCUCGCGCGAGCUUUACGUCUGGAGCGACCAUGUCAAAGUAGGCCUCUUUUGUCUCUACUCUUCCAUAGUGCUUGUCUCUGGACUGAUGCAACCUCAAGAGCGUAACCUACAGCUCAUUGAUCGGCAAAGGUGUGCGUCCCUCGACAAAUCAUCUUCUCUCAUCAGCCCACCUCUCAUCAAUGGCCGACAUGCUCCUGCCCAAGCUUUCUCGCUCUCCAUGCCCUUUAGGCGCGCGGAGCUGUCCUCUUCUCUGCCAAACGCCUUCUUGGCAGCUUUCCGCGCCGCCGAUGCUCUUGGCAACCCUUCGAAAAUUCCUUUACCCUACCAUCAGCCCACGGAUGUCAUUACUUGUCCGCCGCCACACGCCGUUUGCCAACUCGUCGAACACAUCAACGUGAAUAUUGAGCGAUUCGUCGAGGAGGAAGAGAAUCUUGCCAUUUUCAACGAGGUGACGCUCUGUGCAACAACAGAGGCGAGGCUCUGUCUGCCUGAGCAGCAGAUCGACAAAGAAGAUCUCGUGGCUCCUCAUCACGCCUGGGCCUAGUGAGUAUGUUGUCAGAGCAUGAUCCCUGCUCCGCUUAUUAUCGCUUCCAACCAGCCUUGGUUCGACGGCGUCUUUGCAAAUCUUGCCGAAAUUGGUCGACAGCGGGUCAAAGGAGAACGCUGCUUCUCGUAAAUUCAGCGGUGCGGCCACUUUGACGCUGCAUCAUGGCGACAUGGUCUACUUUCCCAAUUGGCUGGCGUUCCAAGAGCAGUACAAGGUUAUCGUGACGACAAAGGCACUUGGCAUCUUUGCAAUCUGCAGGCACGUCAUCCCGUUGCCAGAGUCUUAGGGC